Molecule: messenger RNA, 1519 nt
Organism: Aureobasidium uvarum
Lineage: Eukaryota; Fungi; Ascomycota; Dothideomycetes; Dothideales; Saccotheciaceae
Source: the annotation of a GenBank genome assembly
CCGUGUGACCGCCAAAAACCUUUACGGCACGAUGCGCUUCACUCAACUCCCCUUGAUCAUCGCCUCGGCCGCUGUCGUCUCUAUACCUACUGUCCUUGCUGCCGAUGGAGGCUUGACCGGCCCUUCGUCCAAGGUCGCGGCCAACGGACUCGAAAUCGUGACGGCCAACCCCAAGGCAUGCAAACGACCUACCAAAUCCGGCGACGAGAUUAGUGUACACUACCGCGGAAAACUACAAUCCGAUGGCACCAAAUUCGACGAGUCAUACAAUCGUGGAGUGCCUCUUAGCUUCAAGCUCGGUGCUGGAGAAGUGAUAAAAGGAUGGGACCAAGGUCUAUUAGGCAUGUGUGUUGGCGAACAAAGGAAGCUGGUCAUCCCUCCGGAACUGGCCUAUGGCCAUAGCGAUCUGGGAAUUAUUCCCCCGGAUAGCACUUUGAAACUCAUCCAGAUAGCUGGUGUACCUGCCGAGAUGGACGAGCCAGCCAUCAGGCCCGAGGAACUUCUACCACCUCCUCCCAUUCCGCAAGACGGGUUGCCUCCGCCACCGCCUCCCGGCAGCGAGAAGGGUCCCAUGGUUCAAGCACAGGAUGGUGAAUGUAAACUGUUGGGCCCCUUUGCACUGAUCGUCCAGGCCGCACUAGGCGCACUCGCUCUGCUCUCGCUUGUGUUCAAACGUUGGAGAGAACGUCCCAGACGCCCACUCAAGAUCUGGUUCUUCGAUGUCUCCAAACAGGUCGCCGGUACUUUUUUGCUCCAUCUCGCUAAUCUGGGCAUGUCCAUGUUCUCGUCGGGAAAAUUUGACCUGGCUAGCACAAAACCCGAGGACAUCUCGGCAAGCGUUUCUGCUGUCACUGCUGACGACGGCAAGAUGCCAAAUCCUUGUUCAUUCUAUCUUUUGAACCUUGCUAUUGAUGUUCGUAAACCUCACUCAAUCUCGAGGGGUUCANCCACUAUUGGUAUCCCCGUCCUUGUCAUAUUGUUACGCGUUCUACACAGUCUUUUCGCAAAAACUCCCAUCGCAAAUCCACCAGAGUCCAUCAAGUCUGGUUACUACGGCAAUCCACCGCGCGCUACCUGGUGGCUCAAGCAGUCUAUCAUCUACUUCAUUGGACUGUUUGGCAUGAAACUCUUCGUCUUCUUGCUCUUUGCAAUGCUUCCAUGGUUGCCAUGGGUCGGCGACUGGGCGUUACGCUGGACCGAAGGCAACGAGGCUCUUCAGAUCGCGUUUGUGAUGUUCAUCUUCCCUGUGGCUAUGAACGGCAUCCAAUACUACAUCAUCGACAGCUUCAUCAAAGGCAAGGAAUCAGAUAGGGAAGGUUUCCAAGCAGUGCCUACCGAGGACGACGACGAGCACAGCAGCAGAGACGGUGAUGAUGUAGAGGACGAAGAUCGAUCCAAGAGAAGGGACAGAGUCACCACGGCGGAGCAUGUUGCUGAGGCUAACCCCACAGCAGUGCCUUCUUAUGAUCACGAUUCGGACGCUGAAGCCUCGAGCGGAGGAAGCUCGAAUCGUAGGAAG